AAACCCCAAAAAACCCACAAGAAAAAAAAAAAAACCUUAAAAACAAUGACACAAUAAAGAGAAAGAGGAUUCGUUUUCUCCAAACGUUAUUAUUUGUAGCAGCGGCUGCAACAACAAUUGGGGUUUCUUUCGUUUCGUUUCGUUUACUUGGACACUGUCGCUCUCUCUCUCUCUCUCUGAGCUUCAACGUUUCGUUGAUGCACCGAUUGUGUACAGAACUUCCGAGGGGCCUAACAGAACAAUUGAGAUAGUUUAACUGAUACCUAGUGAGAUGGCACAGUGGGGUGUUCGUCAUCGAUUGCCAUUCAUGGGUCAGCACGAUGAUGAGGGAUAUGAAAGUCAGCUUCCCGACUUCCCUAAGGAAGAGGAAUCUAAUGAUGAAGAAGGAGAAGAAAAAAUCAUUAAUACUGAGUCGUUAUUUUUGCCAGAAACUAAGAAGAGGAAGCGAAUUAGCCUUAGUCAGCUCAGAGAGGUAAAAGAGGAGCCAUGUGGGAGGCAAAGUAGUCGCAAGCUUAAGACAAAAAAGCCUGACAGUAAGGAUAGAUGGUCAACUGAGAGGUAUAAAUUGGCUGAGCAAAGUAUGUGGGAGGUGUUAAAAGCUGAAGGUGCAACUUUUGAAAAGCCAAUAACCCGACCUGCAUUAAGAAUGGCAGCACGUAAGCACAUUGGCGAUACUGGACUCUUGGACCACUUAUUGAAGCACAUUGAUGGUAAAGUGGCACCUGGAGGUACUGAGCGCUUCCGAAGAUGGUUCAACACCAAAGGAAUCAUGGAGUAUUGGUUGGAAAGUGCUGACUUGGAUGAUGUCCGCCAGCUGGCAGGGGUGCAGGAUCCUUACUGGAUACCACCGCUAGCAAUUAGGGCUGGCAGUGCCCCUUCUCAGAAGACUGAUUCGUCCGAUGAAUUGAAACUACUUAAAAUGGAAAUGGCCCAACUGAAGAAAGAUAUGCAGCAGCUCAUUGCCAAGCAGCAACCGAAAAGUGAAGUUAGUCUCAUGGAGGAGUCUCACAAGGAAUUGGUGAAGUGGAGAUCUGGUAUUGAUCAUCACCUUACUGAAAUCAUGGCAUCUCUGAAGGGUGUGCAGGGCAAGUAUGGUGAAUUUACAAUUUGGAAAACUAAAGUUGAGCAACAGUUUGCCGAAAUAACAAAUAAAUUGAGUGAUCUCAAAGCAUCAAGGGAAUGUGUUCCCCCUAGUUCUCCUUCAGACAGGUGGAAAGAUUGGAUAGAAAAUACUAACCUACCGGAAGAUGAAUUUGCAACUUGGAUUGGAAGUUCUGAGCUGCUUAAUGUUCCACCAGAGAUGGUACUUGAUGACCCCAACACAUCCCUCCCGACGCACUUACUUAGCGAAGGAUUGGUUAACAAGCGGAGUGAUUUGCUGGAGGUGGUGCCUUUCAAACAAGAAGAUCCUCCUAAUGUGACCCCUGACUCGUCUACGACUGUUAAUUCUAAGUCAGACCAUGACAACUCAAUGAUGAUGUUUCAGGAGAUGUACAUGGAUAUAUUCAAAUGGAAAGAACAAAUUGAUAAGCAGAUGAUGGAGUUAUCAAACACUGUAUACGGUAUGCUGGCAAUGAAGUAGACAUCAUUUUCAAAGCCUAGGAUAGGAUUAUAACCACCUCGUCCAUAUGUUUUUUUCCUCCACUGUGAAAAAUGGUAGAGUUUAGAAAUUGUACAGCAUUAACAAUCUGAUCCUGAAAAAUCUUUGCUAAACCUCCAAAGUUAAUAGAAGAGGUUCUAGGUCUCACUCUCACAUGCUUAACGAGCUGCAAAUCAUUGAAAUUUUAUUGGCAUUUUGCAUUAGGGUAAUCAAUCUAGAUAGGGUACUCAUUGGAGCUUCUAUUUUAAUGUUACUGUUUUCUUAUUGACUUGAUUAA
Molecule: messenger RNA, 1877 nt
Organism: Arachis duranensis
Lineage: Eukaryota; Viridiplantae; Streptophyta; Magnoliopsida; Fabales; Fabaceae
Product: protein DYAD
Exons: 8
Coding region: 272-1582 (436 amino acids)
Biological process (GO): meiotic cell cycle; reciprocal meiotic recombination; meiotic sister chromatid cohesion
Source: RefSeq, a predicted model, not a curated record